This is a messenger RNA of Myotis davidii, 2197 nucleotides long. It is a transcript of the gene NAGLU, whose product is annotated as N-acetylglucosaminidase, alpha. The transcript is spliced from 7 exons. The record is from RefSeq and is a predicted model, not a curated record. Bases 1 to 1962 code for a protein of 653 amino acids. Lineage: Eukaryota; Metazoa; Chordata; Mammalia; Chiroptera; Vespertilionidae.
AUGUCCACCGGGCCCUGCCCCGCCGCCAGUCCACGCUCCAUGGCCCACUUACAUUCUUCCGAGAUCAGACGAGAUCGGAAGCAUUCAGGGUGGUGUGGCCCUAGAUGUAAAAGGUACCGCUAUUACCAGAACGUGUGCACCCACAGCUACUCCUUCGUGUGGUGGGACUGGGCCCGCUGGGAACAGGAGAUUGACUGGAUGGCACUGAACGGCAUCAACUUGGCACUGGCCUGGAGCGGCCAGGAGGCCAUCUGGCAGCGGGUGUACCUGGCCUUGGGCCUGACCCAGUCAGAGAUCGAUGAGUACUUCACUGGCCCUGCCUUCCUGGCCUGGGAACGCAUGGGCAACCUGCACACCUGGGGUGGCCCCCUGCCCCCCUCCUGGCACCUCAAGCAGCUUCACCUGCAGCAUCGGAUCCUGGACCGAAUGCGCUCCUUCGGCAUGAUUCCCGUGCUGCCUGCAUUCGCAGGGCAUGUCCCCAAGGCUAUAACCAGGGUGUUCCCCCAGGUCAAUGUCACCCAGAUGGGCAGCUGGGGACACUUCAACUGCUCCUACUCCUGCUCCUUCCUUCUGGCUCCCGAAGACGCCCUGUUCCCUGUCGUGGGGAGCCUCUUCCUGCGGGAGCUGACCAAGGAGUUUGGCACAGAUCACAUCUACGGGGCCGACACGUUCAAUGAGAUGCAGCCCCCCUCCUCAGAGCCCUCCUACCUCGCUGCAGCCACUGCCGCUGUCUACCAGGCCAUGGUCGCAGUGGACCCUGACGCCGUGUGGCUCCUCCAAGGCUGGCUCUUCCAGCACCAGCCGCAGUUCUGGGGCCCCCCCCAGGUGGAGGCCGUGCUCAGGGCCGUGCCCCGCGGCCGCCUCCUCGUCCUGGACCUGUUCGCUGAGAGCCAGCCCGUGUACGUCCGCACAGCCUCCUUCCAGGGCCAGCCCUUCAUCUGGUGCAUGCUGCACAACUUUGGGGGCAACCACGGCCUGUUUGGGGCCCUGGAGGCUGUGAACCGAGGCCCCGCAGCCGCCCGCCUCUUCCCCAACUCCACCAUGGUAGGCACGGGCAUGGCCCCUGAGGGCAUUGGCCAGAACGAAGUGGUCUAUGCCCUCAUGGCUGAGCUGGGCUGGCGCAAGGGCCCCGUGGCAGAUCUGGGGGCCUGGGUGACCAGCUUUGCGGCCCGGCGGUAUGGGGUCUCCCAUGAAGGCACAGAGGCAGCAUGGAGGCUGCUGCUCAGGAGUGUCUACAACUGCUCCGGCGAGGCCUGCAAUGGCCACAAUCGCAGCCCGCUGGUCAGGCGGCCAUCCCUACAGAUGGUCACCGCUGUCUGGUACAACCGAUCGGAUGUGUUUGAGGCCUGGCGGCUGCUGCUGACAGCCACCCCCACCCUGGCCACCAGCCCAUCCUUCCGCUACGACCUGGUGGACCUCACUCGCCAGGCAGUCCAGGAGCUGGUCAGCUUGUACUAUGAGGAGGUGAGGACCGCCUACCUGAACAAGCAGCUGGUCCCCCUGCUGAGGGCGGCAGGCAUCCUGGCCUACGGGCUUCUGCCCUCCCUGGACAACAUACUGGCUAGCGAUAGCCACUUCCUGCUGGGCAGCUGGCUGGCGCAGGCCCGGGCAGCCGCGGUCAGUGAGGCCGAGGCCCAUUUCUAUGAACAGAACAGCCGCUACCAGCUAACCCUUUGGGGGCCAGAGGGCAACAUUCUAGACUACGCCAACAAGCAGCUGGCAGGACUGGUGGCCGACUACUACACCCCCCGCUGGCGACUCUUCCUGGAGACGCUGGCCGACAGCCUGGUCCGAGGCAUCCCCUUCCAGCAGCACCAGUUUGAGGCGCAUGCCCUCCAGCUGGGGCAGACCUUUGCCCUCAGCACACGGAGGUAUCCCAGCCACCCCCAAGGCGACACUGUGGACCUGGCCAAGAAGCUCUUCCUCAAAUAUUACCCCCGGUGGGUGGCUGGCUCCUUGUGACAGAUUAACCACCCCUGGGCCAUGUUCUCCCCAUACUCCAAGCCUGGCCAGGUUCCGGGGGUCUGGAACUGGGCAAGCGUUACUGGAGGUCCCCAAGCCUGGGUGAAGGGACUUAAGACCUGCCGGUCGGAUCAAGGUUAGGGGAUUUGGGGGGAAGUGAGCUGCCCUCCUCCACCACCCCAAAUUCGGGACCAAAGUACUGUUUUAAUACACCUUAAUAAACUGGUGAAUCACC